Molecule: messenger RNA, 878 nt
Organism: Populus trichocarpa (black cottonwood)
Lineage: Eukaryota; Viridiplantae; Streptophyta; Magnoliopsida; Malpighiales; Salicaceae
Product: polyadenylate-binding protein-interacting protein 2
Exons: 4
Coding region: 144-662 (172 amino acids)
Source: RefSeq, a predicted model, not a curated record
CAGGCUCGGACUAUAUAUUUUCCUCCUUGUCCAGAUUCUUCCUUUGUCCGUUAACAGUAAUAACUUCCACUAGAUUCUCUCAGUAAACCUUUGUGAUCGCCAUUGGAGAAAUUUAAGCCCUUUUUGGAUCGAAAGGUGGUGAAAUGGCUACUUUGAUCUCUGGAAGAACCACAUUGAAUCCUAAUGCACCUCUCUUUAUCCCUAAUGUGUAUCGACAAGUGGAGGAUUUCUCACCGGAAUGGUGGGAACUUGUGAAGACCUCGACUUGGUUCCGGGAUUUUUGGUUGAGUCAACAUCCAGAGGAGAGUUUUGAUGGCAGUGCUGGUGCUGAUGAUGAUGAUCUUACAGAUUUGCUGCCGGAGGAUUUGGAUGUUGGUGUGGAGGAGGAGUUUCCUAAUUUGGAAGCUCAGUUUGAGGAGAUGGUCAAGUUGGCUGAAGCUGAAGAGAAAACUGACUCUAGCGCUGCCGAUCCCAAAGUUGAAAGGAAGCCUCCAAAUGGUCUUAUAAUGGAUGUGAAAACUUUGCUCAAGGACAUGAACAUUCCAAAAUCUCCCAAGGAAAGAAGUCCCAGAUCUCCAAGAACCCUUGCAAAGUACCAAAUGAAGCCACCACACUGCGUUGUUGCCAAGCGCACAGCGCUGUACAUUCACCAGCCUCGCUGAAGGAAAUGCUGGAUAGUUUCAGGGUUGCAUUUGUUGCAACAUCGCUAACAUUAAGUAGAGUCAGUAGACUUGCUUUUAGCUGUCUUUGUACAUGCAAGGUCGUACCUUUUUUCGUGUCUUUCCUUGUGCAAGUUCAUGUCUAGCUUUCAAUGUAAAAUUUGAAAGGAACAUGUUUAAAAAAGGAAUAAAAUCAGAAGUGCCUUUUGUGACUAUUAA